AGAAGGUUUAAGAAACGUUUAAAAAAAUAUGUAUUUUAUGACAUACAGUGCGUAUUUAUCUUAUUUGACCUCGUAUGACUUGACCCAAUAAACAGCUGAUAUGUGUCAAAAUGGCGUAUUGACAUUAACCAAAGAAUGAAAACAAAGUUUUGGCAUAUAAUGAAUUAAAACAAUAACAGACAACAAGAAAACACCCGUAAACAAUUUAAUGUGCAUCGCCACUAGAGACAUUAUGGAUGGUAUGUUUGAGGCUUAUCUGGACGCUUCUUCAGAUCCAGAUGACAUCCCGAAAACGAACCAGACCGUGUGGAUUUUGGGUCGGGAGUACCACGCAUCGGACGAUCUGAAGAUGAUACGGCAGGACAUCAGUUCGAAAUUGUGGUUCACCUACAGGAGGGGGUUCGUGCCUAUCGGCGGCGACAACGGGCCGACCACCGACAAGGGAUGGGGUUGCAUGCUGCGGUGCGGACAGAUGGUACUGGGUCAGGCGAUCGUCCUGAACGAACUAGGCAGAGAUUGGGUCUGGGAUCCGGACACAAAGGAUCAAACUUAUUUGAAAAUAUUGAAGAAGUUCGAGGACAGCAAAAAGGCGCCGUAUUCGAUACACCAGAUCGCCCUGAUGGGGGAGUCUGAGGGCAAGAAGGUUGGAGAGUGGUUUGGUCCCAAUACAGUUGCACAAGUUCUAAAGAAACUGAUAAAGUAUGAUGAUAGUAAUUUAAGGAUUCAUGUAGCUUUAGAUAGUGCUGUUAUUAUCAGUGACAUAAACGCCUCCGACACUUCCAUAAAGUCACCAGAGACAACAUCAAUUACCACAAAACUGAAAUCAGUGUGGGUACCACUUUUGCUUAUAGUGCCUUUACGCUUAGGUUUGAAUGAGAUCAACCCCAUUUACUUGCCAAGUCUUAAGAAAUGCCUCCAGUUCGAACAGAGUGCGGGCAUAAUCGGAGGCAAACCGGACCACGCUCUGUAUUUCAUCGGUUACGUGGGCGACGAAGCGAUUUACUUAGAUCCGCACACGACGCACCUGACGGCGUUUAUAGGGAAGAAGGAGAAUAAGGAACAAAUCCACUUGGACUCGACGUAUCACAUAAAAUAUGCGUCGAGGAUGAACAUGGCCCAAAUGGACCCUUCAAUUGCAGUUUGCUUUUUCUGUAAAACCGAGGUCGAGUUUUUCGAACUGUGCAAAAGGAUAAAGGAAGAUUUGAUCGACAACGAAAAUACACCGUUGUUUGAACUGUCUUAUGACAAACCUAAAGAAUGGAUACCUGAAGAAGAAGAGGAAUCAGUAUCAGAACUGGUCCGAAAUUUUGAUUCUGAUCAUGAAUUCGAAAUACUUUAGUAUGUGUGUAAUUAUGAAUCUGUUAAUUUUUAAAUGAGAGAAUACUUAUUGUUAAAUUGUAUCAUGUGCAUUUAAAUUAAUUGAAAUUGAAAUGAAUCUGUAUAUAAUAUUUGUACUAAAGCUUAUUUUUUAAUUUUAAGCAACUCAGUUUUUUGUAUUUAAUUUUUAUAUGUGUGUUAAUUGUUAUUCAUUACACAUUGUCCAAUAAAAUAAUUCUAAAAGCUUU
Aethina tumida (small hive beetle) is the source of this 1565-nucleotide messenger RNA. RefSeq names its product cysteine protease ATG4A. The transcript is spliced from 7 exons. NCBI's taxonomy places the organism in Eukaryota, Metazoa, Arthropoda, Insecta, Coleoptera, Nitidulidae. The record is from RefSeq and is a predicted model, not a curated record. The coding region runs from base 209 to 1339 and encodes 376 amino acids. Gene Ontology annotation, molecular function: protein-phosphatidylethanolamide deconjugating activity.